Molecule: messenger RNA, 633 nt
Organism: Spirometra erinaceieuropaei
Lineage: Eukaryota; Metazoa; Platyhelminthes; Cestoda; Diphyllobothriidea; Diphyllobothriidae
Source: the annotation of a GenBank genome assembly
AUGUUCUACCGCCUGGUCGGCACCGAACACCGAGACUUAACCGCCAGUGAAUUUAUUGACUUUCUUCACACAACACUGGGAAUCUCGAAACCUGAAUCGCUUGUCGGGCUCCACCGGGCAGCCACGCAUAUAGCUCACAGACCCCGACGUUUGGGUUGGAAUCGAACUGUAAGCGAUUUCGAGUUUAUCCUCUUCCUCUCCUAUCUACUGCGCGGUUCGUUGGCUGAACGCGCCGAACUGGUUUUCUAUGCACUAGACCAGGAUGGAGAUGGAGUUCUGCGGAGGAGUGUUGAGUUAACAAACUUCCUCAAGGGCAGCUUUGAUCUUUCCAUAACGGUUGCAAACCCAGAGCUGGAGGGCAACAUACCCAUUCGCGACACUAUUGACUACAUCAGCAAAAUAAUUCUGGACGGGAGACCGGAGGGGAUCCAACUCCCUGAAUUCAUUAACUUAGUGGAGGAACAACCUUGGGUCCUUGAGUCUUUGCUGCCCUGCCUACCAGAAGAACUGCAAAAUAUAUCCUUCCAGACACUCCAAGGGCCCAACUUUCAGCUACCACUCAUAGACACCCCGUCCCCGAAGUCCCUUUCAGGUAAAGGAGUCAACGGAAAGUUCGUUUCGUGGCACAGAUAA